Messenger RNA from Procambarus clarkii (red swamp crayfish), 10103 nucleotides. RefSeq names its product ric8 guanine nucleotide exchange factor A (gene ric8a). Gene Ontology annotation, biological process: G protein-coupled receptor signaling pathway. The record is from RefSeq and is a predicted model, not a curated record. Gene Ontology annotation, cellular component: cytoplasm. NCBI's taxonomy places the organism in Eukaryota, Metazoa, Arthropoda, Malacostraca, Decapoda, Cambaridae. Gene Ontology annotation, molecular function: G-protein alpha-subunit binding; guanyl-nucleotide exchange factor activity.
GCGAACGGGGAAUGUUUACAAGCUGUCUGCUGGGAGUGUCAGGGAGGAGCUGAGAAGCCCCACCUGUCCGCCCUCCAUCACUCGUAAAGAGGAAGUCUUAGGUGUGUCCUGUAGAAUACCACAGGCUGGUGCAGGUGGCGGCCAUGGAGGAGUCGGUGUUGAAGCUGCUGGAGAGCGGUACUCAUCAGGACGUGGGUCGCCUACUGAAGGAGUUUGUGGGGAAGUAUGAGAAACAGUUCACACCCGUGGGCCUUGAACCUGAAUGUUGCGACCGGCUGUGGGACGUUAUCAUGGGGCGACUGAGUGAUCCUCUGGCUAACACCACUCAUCAAAUUUGUCUCUCUGCUAUUAGAAUUUUGAGUCGUGACAAAUCAUCGCUGUAUAGGGUUAUUGACAGUACCAGACUGGCAGUGAUUGUCCGUCUGGCCGGCCUGGUCCCAGAAGAGGAAGCCUUGGAGCGUCUUAAUCAACAAAUCAAUUAUGAUGUGGUGAUAGAAGCACAGAAGUGCCUGAGCAAUUUGGUGUACAACAGCAGCUCCAUCCAGAGGAUGUGCUGCAACAACAGCUGCGUGCCGGGCCUUAUGUGCCGCCUCAAGACAUUCAGGGACCCAGAGUUACCUCACAUCGUCAAGUACUUUGAUAUGAGACUCCUUUUUUUACUGACGGCUUUCUGUGGGGAUAUUAGACCGCAGCUACGAUCCGAGUACCAUGGCCUCACGUACUUAAUAGAGAUACUGGACUUGUCACUAAAAACUGCCCAGGAAGAUAGUGAAAUUCAAUCUAUCAAUGGUUAUAUCCCAUGUCCUGUAAUUUUUAAUGAUGAACAGGCAGAGCUAGUGAAUGAGGUUUUAAAAGUCCUAUACAAUCUAGUCCUCCAUAUUGAUAAGAACUGCCCAGAUGAAGAGGAGGACAGCCACUGCCUACGACUGAUCAGCAUCCUCCGCUCUCUUCUGCUGGCAUCUUGUCGGUGUCCAGAGAAAACAGAUUCACUACACAGCAAUACUGUUAACUUGCUGUUAGUGAUGCCUCCGAACAUGUAUGAGGAGUUACUGUUGAGUAUGCCGCAGGCCAGCGGUGGGCCCACGUCCCCACCUGUUCCUGCUGUAGUCACUACACAACCAACUGCUGGAGCAAUGGCACUGAUGGAAGCUGCCUGCUUCACCGAGGUCAAUAGUCAUGACUUUGAUGAGCGCUCUUGCGAGUAUGAUGGCAAAGACAUGACAGCCAUUAUACAACUUCUAGAUUUUCUUGAUUCAAGAUUAAAAGCUCCUGGCCAAUCCUCAAACAAGUCCCUCAUGCCAAUUUUGACUCUGAUGGUUGAGAUGGUGCAGGCCAACCGUACUAUCCGCAAGUUUGUACGUUUACGUGUAUUACCUCCUCUUCGGGAUGUAAGUAAAAGACCUGAGGAGGGGCAUACACUUCGCAAUAAGUUGUGUACCCUAAUGACUUCACCUCUUCAUGAUUUGAAGCACUUGUCUGCAAAUUUCCUCUUCAUACUGUGCAAAGAAAGUGUUGACCGCCUCAUAAAGUACACUGGAUAUGGAAAUGCAGCAGGACUCCUUGCUUCCCGAGGUCUUAUGCUUGGUGGUAGUAAACCAGCGGUGGAUUAUUCCUCGGACUCGGAGGAUUCUGACACUGAGGAGUACGAAAGAGUGAGGGAAAUGGUGAACCCAGUGACUGGCAGAUAUGAGCCGCCUCGGCCUUCACCACUAGAGGGUAUGACGGAUGAGCAAAAAGAGCACGAGGCAAUGAAGCUUGUUAAUGUUCUCGAUAAACUUACAAGAAACAACAUUAUCCAGCCGUGCCGCAUUGGUGAUGACGGAAAACCGCACCCUGUGGAGAGCGUGAUGGAACUGCAAGAAGGGAUGGGCGUCAUGCACCCACCCGACCACAACAACGAUGACUCUGACUAGUCACGCUACCUUCAUGCCUCGGGAUGCAACAAUCAUGUUAGUCACAUUAUAUGCAUUCUAUCCAGAUCAUGACUAAAAUAGUCUAUGUCAGCAAACUUUGGUGGGAAGCAUAUCUGCAAGCUGAUAUUGCUAAGGAGAUUAUCUCGGUAGCUUUUAAAAGCAAAAUGUUCUUUGAGCAUAUAUAUAUGCUGACAGUUUGAGCUAUGAUAACUAGGUUGAAUGAGUUGUUAGUAAUUAAGAAGCUAUUUAUCUUAGAUAAUAUUCAUCCCUAUUUAGUCCACAUUACAGUAUUUAUAACACUUCUUUCUGUGGCCAAGUACUCUAUUCUGUUAGUUUAUAAUUCAUCACUGCCUGUGCAAAUGACUCUUAUUAAUUUUUUUUAGAUUUUUCUUAGCUAUAAACAUUUAUAAAAUACAGAAGUUACAUACUAAAUACUGUAAUCAGCUGUUUUAUGUAAAAAUCAUUUGAGCAUAUGCACACAGAGUUCAACUAUUACCUGUAGCCUAGGUUUGUGUUUGGAACAAUUUAGUAUUUUUCUACUCUUUGCCAAUGAUGUCAUGUUAGUUGGUGUGUCCAGUUUAGUGUGAGGGUAGAGUAGGUUAUACUUUUAGUGUGAUGGUUGGUGUUAGUGUGUCCAGUUUAGUGUGAGGGUAGAGUAGGUUAUCCUUGUAGUGUGAUGGUUGGUGUUGCUUAAAAAGCAAUUAAUUGAAAAGACUAUGUAUCACUUGUCACAACUCAAGCAGACUUGCUCUCAAAAUACUUUGCUACUGAAGCACCAUUGCCAGCAUCUUGUGUAGACCCAGCCUCACAAACCAAGACCCUAAUGCGAGUGAUAGUGACACCAUCACUGUUAUGAUGAGAAAUCAAACCCUCAAGAAUAAUAAUAAUAAUAUUGACAUCACCAAGAAUGUAUAUACAUGAAAAAAGAACAAGACUGAAGAAAGACUUCUACACCACCGUGCCUCUUGAACUGUUGCUCAGUUAAGUCUGUCAUUAGUCCAGCAGCUGGGUCAAGCCCUGGCACAUUUUCUCUUACAGCAGCUCUUCUCGUCAAGCUUCAACUUCUAUUCUUCAACGGCACCCACUUCCUGCUUGUCUUGGCUAUAUUUAAAGUGAAAGGAAGAGUAGGUUAUACAUGUAGCAUAAAGACUGGUGUUGGCAUUUCCAGUGCUUAUGUAGGUGUCUUAAGGGGAAGUAAGGUCUAGCUUUUUGUCCUGCCUACCAGCCUUGCUGUACCUUUUGUGUAUUAAUUGAACAAUUCUGACAUUCAAAUUCUUUGUCGAAUCUGGUCUUGUGGUUGUACAUGGAAGUGGUUUCCACACCAUCUUCUUUCAGUGCAUUCCACUUGUUCAUUACCUGUACAGGGUACAAGUAUUUCCUUACAUUUCUUCAGCUCAUUUAUGUGUCCGCCUUUCACCUGUGUCCUCUUGUCCUGCUUUCUCUCAGUUUGAAGAGGUUAUCCUUUUCCACCAAUCUAUUCCUUUCAGUAUCUUUUAUGUUAUGAUCAUAUCCCCUCUAUUCCUUUUAUCCUCUAGGGUUGUGAAAUUUAGUUCCAUUAGCCUAUUCUCAUAGCUUAACCUUCUUAGCUCUGGCACCAAUCUAUAGAGUUGCAAAUGUGUGUGCCUUUCAAUCUUGGUUUAUGCUUCACAAGUGGAGAGUAUAUGUGCAGCAUAAUGGUUAGUAUUUUGAGAGUUGGCUGAAGAUGUGUUAAAACACUCAUCACUGUCUCAUACUACCAGCUGGCCUUGUUUUUUCCAUAUAUUCAUUAUCUUAUGGAGUAUAAUAUAUGGGGGUCACCAUUUUUCCUACAUGGCUUUGCUCGCAUUGCAGUCCCACUUGUUCACCACCUCCAUUUUCUUUACCUAUAUGUCACUUAUUACAAUAAAUACUGAUUUGCUAUUAUUUUUUCCACCUUAUGCCUUUCUCUGAUAUUUAUUUGUGUUUCAUCACUAGUUUGUCCUUGCCGAGGGCAGUGUUCAUGCUUGUCCUUGCCGAGGGCAGUGCUCAUGCUUGUCCUUGCCGAGGGCAGUGUUCAUGCUUGUCCUUGCCGAGGGCAGUGCUCAUGCUUGUCCUUGCCGAGGGCAGUGUUCAUGCUUGUCCUUGCCGAGGGCAGUGCUCAUGCUUGUCCUUGCCGAGGGCAGUGCUCAUGCUUGUCCUUGCCGAGGGCAGUGCUCAUGCUUGUCCUUGCCGAGGGCAGUGCUCAUGCUUGUCCUUGCCGAGGGCAGUGCUCAUGCUUGUCCUUGCCGAGGGCAGUGCUCAUACUUGUCCUGGCUUGAAAGUUAUUCACUGAACUUUCUUUUAUGUUAGUUUUAUCUUAGUCUUUAAGAAAACAGCACAAGGUACAAGAAACCUGGCCAGAAAUGUGAGAGUGCCACAUGAAUAAGAGAACCACAGUUUGCCUACAAAGCGUGUAGGCAGGAAAACAAGACAGCUUUGUGAACCCGAGAUAGUGUCACGUCAAAUAUACAAGGCAUGCCAAAACUGUCAGACUGCGAGCAGUGGCAUAUAACAAGCACCAACUUGACCUGGUUGAUUGACCAAACCACCAACCAGGAGGCCUGGUCAGAGGCUGGGUCGUUGUGAUAUCGAUUCUUGGAAUCACUUCACGGUAAUGUAAAGGUAGGUACAUAUGCAGGUAGUGAAGAAUCAAACAGCAUUCCAAUGUGUUGCUUGAGUUAAGAACAAGUUAGUAAAAUCUCACCAAAUGUAGAUACUGAAGUAGAGAAUAUUAUAGAAAGCUGGUAGUUCCACAAGGCAAUGCCUUCCUUGAGACCAUGUACAGAGCUGAACUACAUAGUAUUGCAUUAAAAACAUAGUAAUCAGUCCAUAAUCAUGACAUUUAUUAAAUAUAAAAUUAAUAUAAUGUUCUCCUCUAUGCACAGUCACAUUUUUUGGUCUAUUAACAAUACAACACAAUAAAUGGAUAUACAGUAUUUUGUUUUAUAUAAUAUAGUACUCUAUUAUGCUUUAACAACACAUUGCAGUACAUAACAACUGUAUGCUUGCUAAUCCAGAUCAUAUGGGCCCACCCUUUUAUGAAUUAACCAGUCAUCUGGAUUAGCAGGAAUUCUUACUGGGAAGGUUAAAAAAUAAACAUACAGUAUUAAAAAAGUUUGUUCGACAAUCGAUAUAAUUCAUAUUUCGACACAGUAAACAUAAAUUUACAUGGUUAGGGGGAGGAUCUUAGGGUACAAUUGAUUUUAUUUAUAUAUACAGGAGUUCUUACAUUAUUGUACAGACACAAGCAUGCAUAGCAUUUUGGGCACUACAAUACAGUACUUGUAGUACUAAAAUAAUUUUGUGACAGUAACAGAAAUGUCAGGUUACCCUGUUGGAAUUUGCUAGCUUGAUUGAUAAAGAGCUUCAAUAAUAAUUUAUUAACUCAUCCUGACCUAACAUAACACUAAAAUCAAUGUACACGAGCAUGACAAAGUCAGUUUUGACUGCCACCUGCUGAAGCUUCACUAGUUGAAGGCCCUUGGCUUUCUGGUGACCAUAGGUUUCCCAAUGUCAUUAAUAAACCUUGCCAAAACUCUUAGUAACCCAGAUUUCUGACAGUUUGGUGAAGUUGGCAGAGAAAACUUGGAAUCAAGUUGUCUGGAUUACCCAAAGGUCUGGGUUAAUAGGGUCUGGAUUAGUGAGCUCUUACAUCACUUCAUUCUGUUGUUAAAUAUCAUGAUUAUCAUUGGUCCUGUUAUGAACACAAUUGAAUUUAGAUUGAAUCUGUUCACUAUAAUACAUUUUUGUUAAUUAAAGUAUCUUUCAAUUUUCUUAUUUAUGCAUUUAAAAUAAUUUACAGUUAACAAGUUUGUGAAAAAAAUGAACUUGGUCCAGAGGAUUCAUAGUGAAGCAUAAAACAGAGUUGACUUGUGUCUACUGUAUAUAAUUAUUUAAUAUUACUGGCCAUAUGAUGCUUUAUGAUACGUACCUUUAACACAACUUGCCGUGUUCAGUGGAACUUGUAUACUUUAGGUGUGGGAGUUUCAGUACAGUAUGUGAUAUGAAAAUAUGCGGUGUUUGUGUCGGUUAUGAAUAUGCCUUAUCAAUAUUAAUAUAUAUGAUUUUUAAUAAUUCUUGGAAUAAUCUGUGGUACAGUACAAGAUAAAAUAAAUGCUUAAAAAAAAAAAAUGUUUCCAGCACUAACAUGUAUUAGUCAGUGUGUAUAUAAGAGAUGGUUGCAUGCACCGAGUCUCUACUGUUAUCACCUGUCUCCCAAAUUAUACUCUUUUAGGAAUCUAAAUUCCAUUUUUAAUGUUGAUUAGGGCCAGUGUUCAACCUGUCCUCACACAAUGCAGAACACUUUUGGCUUCGUAGAUCUCGGCGUGAAAAUUUCAGUGCUUUAGUGAAUUUAAAAGCACCGAAGCACUGUAGUGAUGCUUCCACAGAUUAAUAAGCAAUGGAAUUUAUAGAUUAGGGAGAUCUCCUAGGUUCAAGCAAUUGAGGUUAUGUAAAAUUGCUUCAAAUUUGGCACUUGUCCAUCUGUGGUAAUGGGCUGCAGUUAUGGUAUUUUGUUUAUAUAGGCGUGAUGAGCAUUACAUAUACCGGUAUAUAUUGCUUUGUACUGAUAAUGUAUGUAUACAGUGUGUAUGGGAGUUUACCGUACUAGCUAUUCUGUCUUAUUUAUGAGAGACACUAUUGCACUACAUCAAGAGCAUUAUUAAUUACAAACUAGGAACAAAAUGUUCUUCUUGUCUUAAAUACAAUAGGAAAUUAUUUUCAUGGUGAAAACUGUAACUGCAAUUUGAAAUUACUGUACAGUACUAUAGUAAAGCAAACUUUAAAUACAAUAUAAAACUAAAGCAGUAAAGCACACAUGUAGGUUUUGCUGUACAAUAUAGUGAUGGUCCUCUUUACUAACUUGAACAAUCACGUAUGAAAUACUUAAAUAUCUUCUCGAUUUACUUGAUGCAUGUAUUGGGUAAUGUGAGAAUUAUGAUGAUGGCGAGUGAUUCAAGACCAGUUGUGUACUUAAUUGGGUGUAAAGGAGAACAAGCAUUGUAGAGGUUUAGGAUAUUGGGAUAGAUUGUACCACUUCCAAGUAGUAACACAUCAACUUGUACAGUCCCAUGGACCUGUAUUCAACAUAUCCACAAUCCUUAGGUUAUGUAAAGUUUUCUAGGAUUACGUAUGUAAAGUGCACGUUUAUCGUACGCCAAAGCAUAACUGUUGUACAAUAUAAUAUGAUACGACUUGGAAGUGCUCAAGCAAGACCCAUAACACACACUGUAUUGGGUUAUGUUCAAGAGGUCAGAUAUUCAUGAUAGCAGUAAUUUUUUGUUUUGUCUUUGGUAGUAAUGGCUAAGCUGAGUGGUCUAAAACAAAGCAACAAAGGCCCUAUAUUUUCUUGCAAAUCAUGUGUAACUAAUAGUUGGAGUGGAGGCUUGCUCUAUGAUAUCAAAACCAUUCAUUUAUAUGGCAGAAUAAGUGAUUAUGAUGAGGCUAUGGUUAAGUUAUUUUACUAGAACAAGUUAGGAAAUGUGUUUAAAGUGGGUAAAGGGGAGUGUUGCUGUGAUAACGGGCAAGCAUGGAAUAUUGUUUCGUAACGAGCUUGAGUGGUACAGUGUAUAUUGUUUCGAUGAAAAGCUAGAGUGGGGUGCUGCAUUGCUGAUUAAAUGACUCAAGUGGAGUAUUGUUUGAGUUAAGAGCUAGGAUUGGUACUGUUUAGAAAUAUGAAUAUGACUAAGCCCUGCUGGUGGUACUGGAAGAUGACAGAGGAAGAAAGGAAUUUAUCUGAUAUAGUGUUCAUGGUGGAUUUGACCUAAGCAUAUUUUUAUUAAUAGGCUACCAGUUAUAAUUAUGAGUAUUAAAGUAAUAUUACUUUGAGUUUGAUAUAUAAAAAAGAAUUAGAUAUGUUCAUAAUUAAAAUAUUGAUAUUGUUUUAUUACAUUGUUGUGCAAUAUAUGCUAAUGUCUUGCAAAUACUGUCUAGGUAUUGUGUUUCAAUCUGUUGUCGCCGUUUAGGUUAUACUUUUCUGUCUCUCAAGCUAAAGAUAUUUUUUAUCUUAGUGGUUAGGUAUAACAAAAAUGUGUUUUGUUAUUAUAAUAAGCAACACACAUUUAUAUUCUGGCCUUCAAGAAGCUUCUUUAUACCGAGAUAUUUUCAAAGAAGCUAAUGCAAAAUAGGUAAUGAGAGCAUUAAUGUUUUUCACCAGCUGUUCACUAAGAUAUGGGAAUUUGCCACAAUAUUGGCUAUCACUUGCCUACUUUCACACUGUUUGGUAUCAGUACAGUAUCAUUUGAUAGCUUGAUACAUUGUUGUUUUAUAUUAUUUUGAUAAAUCUUGACUCUUUAUCUGCUCACUUUUUUCUCUAUUCGGCCAUCUUGUUCAUAUAAUAUUUUGGCAAUCACUACUCUUAUAUUCAGCCGGCUGCAUACUCAUCAUAUGUUAGUUAUAUUUUCUUUUAAUCCAUCCAAAUUUGUUUCAUACAGUUGUUAACUAAUUUUGACAGUUCUGUAUCUGUAUUAUUGUCUCCUGGUCUCCGACUUUCAUUGGUGUCCUGAGAUAGCAUAGAAUUAUUCCUAGCACUGAAAAACCACUUGGCUUAGAGCUGAAGCACUAAAACUAAGUCUAUUAAAAAAAUAAGAUCAAUCCCAAGUCACACUUGAAAUAGUCUCAUUAUAUUCAGAAUAAGUCCUAAAUUCCAUUUGUAUUGGUAUAAACGACUACUCUUUACAUCCCUAAGUCUUUUUAAUAACCUCCCAUUUCAUUUGCUUCCACAAGUUGUUGUCUUGCACUGUGUUCGGACUAUGCCUGUUGAAUCUGUUGGAGGAAUUUUCAUAGUUGAAGAUAAAUACAGGUGUAGAAGAGACAAUUGUGUUGGCUGCUGCUUGUUCAGAUCUAUAGUCACUUGCCUACACUUUUCAUUGCUAACAAUCACUGAUGUUUUAUUACAUAGAUUCAGGAUUUUGGGUAUAAUCUUUAAUAAUUGUAAACGGGGACACUACUUUGAAUCACUACACGUUAAUCGCUAGAUAUUUGUAUUUUUUGUUUUAAGAUAUUUGACAUGUGGUAUUUUGUGUGAAUUUAAUGACAUUAUAUAAUGCACUCCUAAAUGAUUAAUAAUAAUCUUUGGAGUCUUACCACAUUAUACAGCUCUCAUAAGAGCAAUUAUGCUUUGGUACAUUAGUAGAAGACUAAACCGUAAAUCAAAGUUGGAGUUUCGUCGUGAUUGAUAACAAUUUUAGUUCUUGGCCCAAGGCCAGAAAACCAUCUCGAUUGAUGGAGUAUUUUGAGGCAAGCUUUGAAACUGUAGCCUGGUGGUGUUGAGUAUGCAAUCACUUGAUGCAAAUGCCUGAUAGUGUCUGGUGAACAAUUUUUCCAAUUUUUGAAUCUGUACUACAUUAAUGUUAAAGGUGUCUUGAAUGUGAAAGAUGAUUAUGAUGAUACUGAAGACUGAACCACAGUCAAACUGAUGUUUGCAUAUAUUACUAUGUGUGUAUUGUAUAGGAAAAUAAGCAGCUUGUAAGUACAUUUAUCCUAUUAAACUUAUUCUGGCUGAAAUGCAACAAUUUUGCCUGUCAAUAGAUCAAACAUAUAUAUAUAUAUAUAUAUAUAUAUAUAUAUAUAUAUAUAUAUAUAUAUAUAUAUAUAUAUUAUAUUAUAUACUGUAUAUAUAUAUAUAUAUUAUAAAAAAUACUGUAUUGGCAUUGAUGAUUUAUCUGUAGAGUUGUUUUGGUGUGAAGUGUACUUGAUUAAAGUGUCAACAAGAGUAGGUGUUGCUAGAUGUGUUCAUGUAAAAGUAUUCAUUUUAUCGUGUGUCUCGCGCCGAGGCAUUAUUGUUAAGUAUUAGUUGUGGUUUAGUGUUGCAUAACAAGACACCAUGCUUCUGCUUACCAGUUCACAAAGGCCAUACUUUUAUGCAUUUUUAUAGAUAUUUUUAUAUUAAUAAGUUACUAAUUAUAAAAGAUGAUUUUAUUUCUGAAUUGUGAUAUUGUAUAUAUCUUAAAGUUGAUUUUUACAAAUUUUAUUGAGAUGUAUUGAAUCUUUAUGUAAACUAUUAUCGACUUCCUCAAAUUCACUUUUUUCCUUUUAUGUAAUCACAGUACUGUAUCUUUCUGUACAUUAUAAGAGUAAGUGAUGUUACGAAUAGUGAGCAUAAAAUUGUCAUGUAUUCUGUAUCAAUUAUGGACCAAUAACAGGGAGUUCAAAUCAUGUAUAAUUAUUAAGUAAAUUAAUUGGACUUGUGUGUUC